Molecule: messenger RNA, 450 nt
Organism: Penicillium lagena
Lineage: Eukaryota; Fungi; Ascomycota; Eurotiomycetes; Eurotiales; Aspergillaceae
Exons: 1
Coding region: 1-450 (149 amino acids)
Source: RefSeq, a predicted model, not a curated record
AUGGCGGAUCCAAAGUCGAUCGACGAAGUGUUCACUGCGUGUGGCCUCGUCUGGGAGCAGUCUGAGAACCUCAUCCUCUGCCAACGGUGCCAAUCCGCACUCUGUCCGCGGGGUUCGCAGGUCACCCAGCAUCUGCAUAGCAAGCAUCGCGUGCCAUUGCCUCUCCGGAAGGGCCUCACUGUCGCCUUACGACGCCACCAUAUCCGUUUCCAGGAACCUUCCCAUGCUGCCCCUCGUCCCGACGGCUCUCCGGCCGAUGCUCGUUUACGGCUAUACACGGGGUAUGCAUGCCGUCAGUGCGCCUACCGCACCGUCAGCCGCGACCUUCUCGGCCGCCACCUAUCCCAGGAGCAUCUCCAGCAGCAGCGCGCCUCCCACCGUCGGGCGAAUGACCUAUACAACGAUGUCUACCUGCAGACUUGGUCCCCGAGCUCGUCCCGACAGUAUUAG